CCAAAGGAAGAUCCAGGCGUGCAAUGCAUUUCUUUUUUUUCUUCUUAUAUAUAAUAGCAAUAUCCUGGUAGGAAGUAGUUGUAAAACAAGAAUUAUGUGACAUCAAUUUAUUUUAAGUCUUUCUGAGCUUUCUGGAUUCUUUGAUAAUAGAUAUAUUUGGUCCGAUUCUUUUCAUUGGGAUUUCACUUGCAUUUGCUAUUCCUACAGAGUUAUCAUCUUUGACCAGUUGUUAUUGUCUUAUAUUUGGAUGAAAAUGGAUUACAAUGGUGAAACAGAGAAUACUUCAGUACAAAUGUUAUCCCAGAAGAGGCUUUGGGGAAAAGUUGCACUUAUAACAGGUGGUGCGAGAGGAAUAGGAGCAGCAACAGCAAGAGUUUUUGCUGAAAAUGGAGCUCAUGUUGUCAUUGCAGAUAUACUGAGUGAACUGGGUGCAAGUCUAGCUGAAUCUAUUGGAGGUCGCUAUGUUCAGUGUGAUGUUUCCAAAGAAGAAGAAGUGGAAUCAGCUGUGAAACUUGCAGUGGAAUGGAAAGGUAGAUUAGAUAUCGUGUUCAACAAUGCUGGAAUAGCAGGCUUUGGAGGGAGCAUUACCAACAUCAAAAUAGAUCAGAUGAUGGCACUCCUUGCUAUAAAUCUUAAUGGGGUUGUACAUGGGAUCAAGCAUGCUGCACGGACAAUGAUAGCAGGCAAACAUGGAGGCUCGAUCAUAUGUUCAUCAAGUUCGGCUGCUAUCGUGGGCGGACUGGCAUCUCAUUCCUACACAAUGUCGAAAGAGGCAAUCCUAGGACUUGCCAGGAGCACAGCUUGUGAGUUGGGCAUUCACGGGAUUCGAGUUAAUUGUAUUUCUCCUCAUGGUGUCCCUUCCGAGAUGCUUGUAAGUGAAUUUAAAAAGUUUCUUGGUAACAUGGAGCUGAGGCCUGAUGAAGUGAGUUCGAUUGUGGGUGAAAGAGGGAGUCUUCUACGUGGGAGAGGUGGAAGAUUUGAAGAUGUGGCACAAGCUGUGCUUUUUCUAGCCAGUGAUGAAUCUGGUUUUGUGACUGGCCACAAUCUGGUUAUUGAUGGGGGUUUCACUUCUGCUUGUAAUCAAAUGAGUUAUAUAUACAAGGAUUGAAGACAGAUACGAGGUAGUUCGUCUGCUGCUAAUUUCUAAAUGACCAUUUAGUGAACAUCCUUGUUUCAAGAAAUUAUUGUGUAUGGACAACUAGAGUGUUACGCAACUUCUGUUAUACAUCUAUGGAAUAACAUUCUGCUUGAUAAGUUGAAUACUCUGGGAUGGAAGGUCCCCGAAGUUUUACCGUUUAGUCA
This is a messenger RNA of Capsicum annuum, 1302 nucleotides long. Its product is annotated as short-chain dehydrogenase reductase ATA1. Gene Ontology annotation, molecular function: oxidoreductase activity. Lineage: Eukaryota; Viridiplantae; Streptophyta; Magnoliopsida; Solanales; Solanaceae. The transcript has 3 exons. The record is from RefSeq and is a predicted model, not a curated record. Bases 248 to 1108 code for a protein of 286 amino acids.